This is a messenger RNA of Engraulis encrasicolus (European anchovy), 1357 nucleotides long. Its product is annotated as dnaJ homolog subfamily A member 2-like. The record is from RefSeq and is a predicted model, not a curated record. Bases 1 to 675 code for a protein of 224 amino acids. The transcript has 4 exons. Gene Ontology annotation, biological process: protein refolding. Gene Ontology annotation, cellular component: cytoplasm; cytosol. Lineage: Eukaryota; Metazoa; Chordata; Actinopteri; Clupeiformes; Engraulidae. Gene Ontology annotation, molecular function: Hsp70 protein binding.
AUGUGUAUGUUUUCAGGCGAGGUGAUUAGUGAAAAGGACCGCUGCAGGGAGUGUGAGGGGCGUAAGGUGGUGAAGGAGGUGAAGAUGUUGGAGGUGCACGUGGACAAGGGCAUGAAGCACGGCCAGAAGAUCACCUUCAGUGGAGAGGCCGACCAGGCCCCCAACACCGAGCCUGGAGACAUAGUGCUGAUACUACAGGAGACGGACCACGAGGACUUCCGUCGUGACGGUAACGACCUGUACGUGACCCGCCGCAUCGGGCUGGUGGAGGCCCUGUGUGGCUUCCAGCUCAAGCUGGUGCACCUGGACUCCCGGCAGAUACUGGUCAAGCACCCCGCCGGCAACGUCAUCGAGCCAGGUUGUGUGAAGGUGGUGAAGGGAGAGGGGAUGCCUCACUACAGAAAUCCAUUUGAGAAGGGAGAUCUGUUUAUUAAAUUCGAUGUGCAGUUCCCAGAGAAUGGCUGGAUCAGUCCCGAGAAGCUUAUGGAGUUGGAGGACCUCCUCCCUGAGCGUGAGAAGGAUGAGAACAUCACGGCGGACGCUGAGGAGGCGGAGCUGGAGGACUACGACCCGGGACAAGGUUCAUGUGGCGGCCACAGACGCGAAGCCUACAACGACAGCUCUGAUGAGGAGGGAGGGCCUCACGGCCCCGGGGUGCAAUGUGCCCACCAGUAACACCCCCCCAAUGCCACACACACACACACACUCUCACACACACACACACACACACACACACACACACACACACACUCUCACACACACACACACACACACACACACACACACACACACAGGCAAAACAUAAAGGCAUAACUAUCACACACACACAUGCAAAUUAAAACAUAUACUGACAUAUACACUGACACUGAACCUUCCCAUGAAAAAAAACAGAAAAGAAGAAAAAAAACAGAUAUGUAUUAACAAACUUGCAUUUGAACAUCCAUGUUUAUUCUCUCUGGAAGAAAAAAAAGUUACAUCCAAACACAAACACAGAUAUACACAUGUACACAUGUGGGGAUAUGUGUUGACUCUGAAACAUAUGUACAUACUCCUGAAUAUUUACAGUUGGAAAAAAAAGUACUGGAAGUAUGAAGUGACCCAAGCCCCUCAUACGCACACAAGACUUGAGCUGGUUCCUUGGUCCAUAUGGUAUGCACCUCUAGUUUCACAUGUUAAAACUGGGCCAACUUCAGGAGAGCACCUAACCAUUCAAAAUAACGUGUUCAAAUUUCAGAAAACCAACAAAAAAAGAAUGUCUGUGAUGUUUUUUUUCCUUUACUUUUUUGUUAUGUUUUAAUUUUUUUAUGUAACUCAACACACAACCACACCAUCAUCAUUUCAUUUGUAACAGAGCUGU